Messenger RNA from Puccinia triticina, 405 nucleotides. RefSeq lists its product as uncharacterized. NCBI's taxonomy places the organism in Eukaryota, Fungi, Basidiomycota, Pucciniomycetes, Pucciniales, Pucciniaceae. The coding region runs from base 1 to 405 and encodes 134 amino acids. The transcript has 5 exons. The record is from RefSeq and is a predicted model, not a curated record.
AUGGACGCUGCUCCUGCAUCCCCUCAAGCGCCCGCCGUCGAGGCUGUCGAAGCCUCACCGGCCAAGGCCGCUGCUGCUCCCGCAGAGACACCAGAGGAGGCAAAAGUUGAGAAGAAGGAAAAGUCCCCCAAAGACUUGGCCAAGCUGGCCCAACGGUUCAGCGGCCGCUUGUUCGGCGCUGUUGGCGAGAAGAAGAAAGAGGCCGAAUCGGCAGCCCCCGCUGAGCCCGCGCCCGUCUCCGACGCCGCCCCGCAGAUUCCUGCCAACACUACGCCCGAGGUCUUCAUCGCGAUAGAGACCGAGCUCUUGGAAAACAAGCCGAGCUUCUCGAACAACGCUGCUUUCAGAGCAGCUCUGCACGACAAGAUCGGCCAGGAGGUUGUCCAAGGGUUACUUGGCCUCUGA